Amoebophrya sp. A25 is the source of this 515-nucleotide messenger RNA. The record is from the annotation of a GenBank genome assembly. Lineage: Eukaryota; Dinophyceae; Syndiniales; Amoebophryaceae.
CUUAUGCCUUGCGCCAACCAAGGAACAGACGGUGGCAAUUUAUGAGCUGUGUCAAGAGCUGCUCCAUGGACACCCUGGAGGCCUAAAGUGCGCAAUGGCAGUUGCAGGCGUACCCCGUAACCACCUACUUUCUGCGAUGCGUGAAGCCAACUUGUGGGUGGCGACGCCGCGCCGUUUUUUCGACUUUUUGACUGCAGGGCAGCUACCAAAUGUUUCCGCCGUUUCGUUUUGUGCCGUUCUAGACCUUGUUAAGGCAUCCACAAAUAAUGACAAUCCAUCUAGUCCUAGAUGAGCAUCCAAUAUCUUGGGGGGCGUCGUUUUAAAUAAAGGGGACAGAAACUGGAGCCAAGACGUGAUGCUCCUACCUUUACAUCGAUAUUUAGAAUCUGUUGGGAUCAGAUGUCUGUUAGCAUGAUCAUACCUCUAUUUAGACGGACUUAUAUAUAAUUUGUAUUUGAUAUCUUCUGUUAUAGAUCAUCAUCUAACCUUCAGUGCAUGUUGGAGCAGAAUCUGGG